AUGAAGAAAGAGUGGGCAGCAUCUCGUCUUGAUGCGCGCACCGUCACUCUUGUCGACGAAGACCCCGCUAUCUUCAAGAUCUACCUCCACUGGCUGUACUUCAAGACAUUCCCUACUGCCGCUACAAAGAGUACAGGGAGGUUCGACCGUGAGAUCUGCAUGCUUAGCAACAGCCUCGUCAUGGGAGAAAUACUCAUGGAUACAGCCUUCAAGAACGCCGUCUUGAUUGUCUUCCGUGACGCCAUGCUCAACCAGCCUUUCUACAAGCGACUACGUCCAGGCCCCAGUAUAAUCAAGACUAUAUACGAUGGAACUCCGGAGGGGUCCCCUGGCAGGCGUUUCAUGGUUGAUGUGUGGGUUAGAGAAGCGGACGAGAAAUGGGCUAUUCACAUUGACGACAUGCCGCUCGCCUUCACGCUGGACUUGUCAAAAGCGUUUAUGGCAUGUGCGAGGACACCCAAUUCAAAGAUGACCUCGUGGACAACAAGCAUGAAGGACUUCAUGGAGACAUAG
Molecule: messenger RNA, 513 nt
Organism: Alternaria metachromatica
Lineage: Eukaryota; Fungi; Ascomycota; Dothideomycetes; Pleosporales; Pleosporaceae
Exons: 1
Coding region: 1-513 (170 amino acids)
Source: RefSeq, a predicted model, not a curated record